Rhipicephalus microplus (southern cattle tick) is the source of this 7539-nucleotide messenger RNA. It is a transcript of the gene Cdep, whose product is annotated as Chondrocyte-derived ezrin-like domain containing protein. Lineage: Eukaryota; Metazoa; Arthropoda; Arachnida; Ixodida; Ixodidae. Gene Ontology annotation, molecular function: cytoskeletal protein binding; guanyl-nucleotide exchange factor activity. Gene Ontology annotation, cellular component: cytoskeleton. The record is from RefSeq and is a predicted model, not a curated record.
GUAACUUUUGUUCUUUUCACCUGCUUCUUUCGUUUAUGUUUCUUUUUGCAGUUUUGCGUGCGGCUGUUGGAUGUGUACGGCUGUUACGUACGGCUGUACUGCGUUUUUCACUCUUGUGGUCGUUUUGUGCGAUGCAUGCGGUACGAUCUUCCUUCAAGAUGAAUGAUGGAACACUGGAGGUGUGCUGAGCACAUGGUAGCCAGGUGACAGUGGCAGCCCAUGGCGGGGUGUCAUUCCGAGGGGGGGUCCCCCAGCAGCCCCCCCAAGGAGGAGGACCUCCGACCAGCGACGGGGGCAGGCCGCAUCCUGGCUGUCCAAGUACACUUGCUCGAUGAGACAGUCACCACAUUCAAUGUGCAGUACAAGGCAGCUGGUCGUGUUCUGUUUGACCAAGUCUGCCGUGUCAUCAACCUGCUUGAAGUGGACUACUUUGGCCUUGAGUAUGCUGAUAGCAGUGGGACCAAGUACUGGCUGGACAAUGAGAAACCUAUGUGCCGCCAAAUGGGCCUUUCUAUGGUGUCACCUGUCAUGUACUUUGCUGUCAAGUUUUAUACACCUGAUCCAUGUCAACUUGAAGAGGAGUUUACAAGGUACCUGUUCAGCCUGCAGAUCAAAAGAGACUUGUCGCAGGGUCUGCUCCAAUGCAGUGACCCUACUGCUGCACUGUUGGCUUCCUACAUUGUCCAAGCCUCGUGUGGGGACUACGUGGCAGAAGACUACCCCGAUGCCUCGUACCUGUCGAGCUACAAAUUUGUGCCCCACCAAGACGCUGCACUCGAGGCACGCAUCAUGGAGUGCCAUCAGCGACAUGUGGGCCAGUCACCGGCCCAGGCAGACCUCAAUCUGCUGGAGACUGCACGCCGCUGCGAGCUGUAUGGUGUGCGACUGAGUCCCGCCCGGGACUCCGACGGCCUCACCCUCAACCUGGCAGUGGCCCACAUGGGUGUCAUGGUGUUCCAGGGCACCACACGCAUCAACACCUUCUCCUGGGCCAAGAUCCGUAAGCUGAGCUUCAAGCGCAAGCGCUUCCUCAUCAAGCUCCACCCAGAGGGAUACGGCUACUACAAGGACACGGUGGAGUACUUCUUCGAAAGCCGAAAUGAGUGCAAGAACUUCUGGAAAAAGUGCAUAGAAAACCAUGCAUUUUUUCGCUGCACCGAGGUAAAAAAAAGCCCUCGGCAGAAAGCACGGCUCUUCAGCCGAGGAUCAUCCUUCAGGUAUAGUGGUAGAACGCAGAAGCAGAUUGUUGAAUAUGUUAGGGAGAACUAUGUCAAGAGGCAGCCGUUUCAAAGAUCAACAAGCCUGCGCUUACCAUCUCACGGUAGUGCAGGCACUUCAGACAAUGAGGAGAACAUUCAGUCAGCGGCUGCUGCAACCUCAGAACCAAGUUCUCCACGACGAGACACGAGCCGUGACACACCUCGGCUUACUGAGGGUGCUGUGACACCUAGCCAGGACACAGAUGACAACAUUUCACACGAUUCAUAUCGGCUGGAGGAAGGGGACUCGUCCAUCGCUGCACCCACACCGAGUGCAGACAAUUCAAUUGCCCUUGAUUUGAGUCCUCCCACAACUUUGCCAGUGUGCUCUUCACCGAGCACAGCCUGCAUGAAGGAAGAGCACAGCCCAGAGCAAGUGUCACCACCAAACAACAACAACAAUUUGCAUUGUGUUAGCAACGACGGAACGCUUUCAACAUCCUGCUUCACACAGGACCUGGCUGGCGAUGGCGGCAAAAAGAUGUUUCCACUGGAAUACUUUAUUAGCAAGGAGCUGCUGAUGACAGAACGCAGCUACAAGAAGGACUUGGAAGUGGUGGUGGUGGCCUUCCGAGAAUGGGCUGAAAAAAUUGGCUCAUCUGAAACAGGCUCACUUUUUUCACUGCUUGCACCCAUCUACAAGCUCCACUGUGGUCUGUUGCACGAACUUGAACAGCAAAUGGCUUCCUGGGACAGCAAGACGGUUUCUCCCCCUGCUCAAGGUGUUGGUGCACUUAUGCUGGAUUACUUACACUUGCUGGAGCUGGAUGAGCGGUACCUGGAGGCGCUGCCCCACAUUUUGGAGCGCCUGUACACGGGGCCACACUGCGAGCAGUUGUGCCGAGAGUUUGAGCUGCUGCGGGACUGCUACUUGCCCUUGUCACUGUUUCUUCUGCGUCCAGUGCACCGCAUAUUUCACUACUGUUCCUUGUUUGAAAGGCUGCACAAUUGUUAUCCACCGAACCAUGCUGACGUUGCCUGUAGCCAAGAAAUGCUGCAGCAGCUCGGGAGGUUCACCACUUGCCACAAGGAGGCCUUGCACAGAUUGGAGAACCAUAUCAAGAUGACUGAACUAGAGCGGGACCUGCUUGGUCUGGACAAUCUCAAUCAGCCUGGCAGGGAAUUCGUGCGGGAAGGAUGCUUGCAGAAACUUUCCAGGAAGGGCUACCAGCAGAGAAUGUUUUUCCUGUUCUCCGACAUGCUGGUCUAUGCCAGCCGUGUCUCUUCCUCUGGGCCGCGGCUUCAGUUCAAAGUUCACGGACAGCUGCCAUUGCAAGGACUCAUGGUUGAGGAAACAGAGCCGAAAGCUGAGGCAGCCUUUCGCUUUACCAUUUAUGCUGCUAACCGGGCCCUCAUGGUUGCUGCUGGGUCAGAGGAGGAACGACAGCGAUGGAUACACGAUCUGUGCGGCUGCAUCGAGAUGGCCCGAGACCAUAAAGGACUGUACUACACCAGCCUCAAAUCUUGCCAUUCAUCAGAUGAGCGGCUAGAUAGGUCGGGGGCAGAAAGCACACGGAAUUCCAACUCAGCAUCAAGCCCAGUUCAUGCUACCACCACACUGCAUCUGUGCUGGCACCGCAACACCAGCAUUGGCCGAUGCCAGUACCAGCAAGCAUUCCUGCACUACCUCAGUGGCUACCUUCUGCGCAAGUUCAAAAACAGCAGUGGAUGGCAGAAACUGUGGGUGGUGUUCAGCAACUUCUGCCUCUUCUUCUACAAGUCUUAUCAGGAAUCUGUUCCCUUGGCAAGUCUUCCACUGCUGGGCUAUACAGUGGCACAGCCUGGGGACCAGAUGGGCAAACAGCAUGUCUUCAAGCUGCAAUACCGUAGCCACGUGUACUUCUUUCGUGCAGAGAGCGAGUACGCAUAUCAGAGGUGGAUGUACGUUAUCAGCAGUGCAGCUGUCAAGAAAGCCUGAGUUUUCAAGCACGUGAAACAUGUGCUCAGGCAUCGUGGGAACAAACAAGGCUUAAAUGCAAACAUGCAAAAGUAGUAUGUUGUGUUGCCCAACCACUGUACUUCUGGCUCAAGCUUCAUGAAAGUACUCAGAACCUGACCAUUGCAUUACCCACUUUAGUGCAGAAACACCUGUGCCCUGAUGUCAUAGAUAUGCUUCCUGCUUUUUGCAGUAAUGUGUAAAUGUAAGAAACUGAUAUUGUCCUCAUUUUUUUACCAUUUCGGCAUUUGCGUGCUUGCACUUUUAUGCACCUGAAGCAAAUGGAUUAUCAAAGAGUUCAAUGCCUUUUGCCCUAUCUGCAUGCACCUUUUGAUUCCCUUGUGAGAAUCACUGUAAAAAUGCAUUCAACUGAUGUCAGUAUAGUGCUAAUGGAAGGUGAUGUGGUGUGUCUUCAGACACACAUUACUGCAAGGUACCAGAACAUGGCGCUAGGCUCUUAGAAGGUUUAUGAAGCAUUUUACUGACAUAUUCUAUGCUUAUUGGCUGUCCUACUUUGGUUAUUCCUUUGAGCUUGUCUUAGUUUCAUAUACUGAAAUUAGAACUUAAAUUAUGUGCAUGCAUCAGAUUUCACAUUAAAUUUGGUUAAGUGUUCUUGAAUUCAGAAACUGUUUUAAGAACCUCUUGACAUGUAUUUGGAUGCUAAAUUAUUUGCAAGAUCAUAUUGGCCACAUGUUUGUGGGCUUUUGAUGUAUUCUUCAUGGAUAUGUUUUAGCACAGUUUUUGUUUGUUAUAACUUUGCCGCAGUGCUUUGUAUAAGAUGUCUUAAAAAGGAGGGGCGGGGGGGAGGGCCUCUUGUAAAACAUUUCAAAUACACAGGACAUGCAUAUUAGCAUCCAAUGCAAUUUUUUUGUGGCAAAAGAGUUAAUGUUUGGUCUUGCCAAUGUCUGUGGACCAUGUUUGGACGAUUUCUUUUAUCAUCACUUGUGUUCAUCAUCAUGGUGGUUAAGAACAUCCCCAGCAGGAACUAACGGUGCUGAAGAGUAACGGGCACAUGUUAUCAUACUUAUGUUUGCCACUCAUAUAAGCAAAAACAAGCUUAUCUUGCCUCAUUCUUAGCUGGUUUCAGUUGUAAUUGAUUCACUCUGAACUCACUGACCUUCUAUGCUGUCUAUGUUUCGGACUGUCUCUUUCCUGUAUAUACAGUUUUUAUUUCAAAGCUUUUCUUAUCAUUGCUGUGACAUCCUGUUGUGUUCUGUGCAUCAUUUCUGCACCUACUAUGUUUAUUGAAUGUCAAACAGGCCCUUUGUUGAACUGCUUGUAAUGCAUUACAAGUGGUAUGAAUUUUGUAAAUAUACAGUUUAUUCUCAAUAUAUGUAAGUAUCAAAUAUAAAUUAAUCAUUCUAAAUUUUGUUUGGCGAUACUUUAGUACAGAUAAGAAAUUAGAAAAUAUAAAUUCCAACACUGUGUCAGCUGUGGAGAAGCACGUCUUUGUGCAUAUUCACCUAUAAAUGGACAUUCUCGCAUCAAAAAUGUUGUUCACAGUCGUUGGUAAAUUUUGUAGGUGUGCGUGUCUAUUUGGAUUUCCUUGUCGUAUUUGUCGAGUUCAUCAGAGAUCAAGCAUAAGAUCAUACACGGGUUGGAUUGAGCCUUGUGCGUGCUUUUCAUCUGAAAAAGCAGGCUGUUUUGGUACUCAUCAGUAGCAACUUAAAGUGGCACAUGUAGGAUUGGAAGGCCUUUUCUACACUUAUCUGCACUUAUCUUAGUUAGGUUGCAGUCAACAAGUCAAUGUGCUAAUCUUGUGUUAAAGCACUACUGGAGCUCCACAGGACAGUGUGUAGUCUGGUGGUGAACACAAGGCUCUUUUUCGUGAUGAUUACCUGGACAGCACUAAUCUACUGCAGUGUCAUCUGUUGCUGCAGCAAGGAGUCGUUGACAGCUGGAGCCUUAGAGGCGUUUCUUUGAAACCUGAAUGGGCAGAACAGACUCCUCAUAUUUCCAAGGCACAUGAGCACCCAUAUAUACAACUUCAGUGUCUUUGAUGCACAAGCUACUCAGAUUGAAAUACACUCAAACUUUGAUAUAACAGAUGCAGAAAUAAUGAAAUAUCAGUUAUAACGAAAUAAAUUAGAAAUAGUCUUGCAAUAGAUGUAGUGUUUAGAAUAUACCUUUAUAACGAAUUUUUGGAUAUAACAAACUUUCAUUUAAUAUGCAACUUCAUUAUAAUGAAGUUUGAGUGUACAUCUGCUAAAAAUUGUUAGCAUUAUAUUUUAAAAGCUUUCACUGUAAUGUAUAAUGCUGUACCUUACCUUGUCUUAAGUACAGCCACUACUGCACUAUUUACAAUAUAAUAUUUCUGCAUUUAUUUUCCUUGCAUCUUUUCUGUGAAAUGUGCAUAUAAAAUUUGGGUGAAUAUAGCAAAGUGUAAUUUUGGGCUGUUGGACCACUCAUGCUUGCAAGGCGGAGUAUGAAAAAUUGGCAGUGAAAAUAUUCUGCAGUUCAUCUUUCUGUUUUCUGCAUUAGACCUUCCAUGCAUGUGAUGCUAAUGGCAUGUGACAUUCAAAUCAAAAGCAGCUUUAGUGACAGCAGUUGCCUAGGCACAUUGUAGAUAAAACGAGGUGAGCAAAUGAGGCAUCUCGUGUCUAAUAUCUGCAUACUUAUUCAUGUGUAAUAUAGAAGGUAACACUGUGUAUUUCACUGACAACUAGCUGUCCAUUUUAGUAAUGACAGUUGUUACAGUGUAACACCUCGAGAUUAAUUGCAUGAUUGGAGAGGUGACUUAAUUUUGAUGUCCUCUAUUAUUCAACUUCAAGCAUGCAAAUGCAUUUUUUCAUUAGAAUGUAAGUGCAGUAGACGGAAUUUAAUGCCACAGCCAGUAGAUUAGUUGCUGAAUAUGAGGACCUCUUAUUGUGUUACCCUAAAUAGCGAUAUAAUAAUUCUUCGAAGGAGAGAUAUGCAUGAUAAGUUGUGACAUAUCACUUUUAACAGUCACAGUAGACUUGUCAAGAAGUCAAGCUGCGGCCCUACACCACACUACUAUAAUGUAUGCAUGACAUGGAUAAUGGAGCAAAGGAUUGUCGCUGCAUUCAUAGUUCCUUAAAGAGGCCCUGCAACACUCUUUUAACAUGUUCAGAAAAUGCAUUCAAUUGGUAGUCGAGACUCCUGCAAACACUAAAGCGCAACACAUAGCAUCGAAUUUAGAAAUAAAUUUCAGGUUCAGCUAGAACAUGGACACGACCAUUCGCUGAUAUGAGCAUUGUGAGGAGUUACGACGGCCGGUGCAAUGUGCUAUGACAUACGUCUCCACACUCUACCAGCGUGCUCGUAAUCAUACGAAAAAGUGAGCCAAAUAUUCAAAGCAAACAAAAAAAAAGAAAAUGCUCAACGUUUCGACACGCGCUGACAUAUGGGCUUAGCUUUUUGCCCCCUUGUAAUCCUUCCCACGUGUAGAUUUCAUUGCGCUCACUGAGGUGAAAGGGGGCAGGAACCGCUUAGAGCAUGUAACAAAUCCUCGUGUAACUCUGCUUGUACAUAAUAUAUCUUGAGAAGGUUUGCUGCAGUUGAUUCAUGAGGCAAUAAACUCCACUAAUGAGGUCCUGCAAUGAUUGCUUGGAAAAAUGUUGCUGGGCCUCUUUGAACACAUCACUUUCAUGGUCUUAUACGUUGCAAGACACAGCAGUCAGUCCUUCCAUUUUUUACUGCACUUUUAAGCUUUCUUCUACAAGCCCUAGCACAAAUCCUGUCUUUUCAUGGGGACCACCUUCUGCUGGUGUUUGUUGCACCAGCUGGCACAACUAGAUUGGGCCUCAUGAGUGAAAUAUACGCACAAUAUAUUUUUUUUACUCCCACAAGAUGUUGGGCUACAGAAACGAUCCUCAGGAAGCCAUUCAUAUUGCUUGGUUUUCUGAAGUCUGAAAUGCUUUGUGAACAAUUAAAGCCUAUCAAUAAAUACGAGGUGGGCAAAAUUUAUUCUCGACGUAAUGUGCUUUACAGUCUGGUUGCCUUUUUGUCUGUGUGAUAUAUUCCUUUAACAUUCUUUUACAAGAUAUAUUCAUGAUGAUAUGCAAGAAUUUAAUUUACUAUAUGAUGUUUCAGACGUAGUGACUUUUUUACACAUCAAUUGACCAACCUGCAGGACAGCAUAUUACCAUUUUUUAUUUCAGUGGAAGUUGUGCUGGCACUGUGUGUUCUGCGACAUUUUGUGAAGUUUAUUUGCAUUGACAUGUUGCCUCGAUACUUAUGGAUGAAAAUUCACUUGGCAGCUAGAGUUUUUAUUCAAGCCCUUGUCGUGCAUUGGAUGUAUGCUCCCCUGAGUAGCUGUUUUAGUGUUGCAUAUUGAAGCUGUCGAUGCUUGUUGACAAUAAAAGUUUUCGUUUAUUAUUUGCA